This is a messenger RNA of Diatraea saccharalis (sugarcane borer), 3448 nucleotides long. NCBI's taxonomy places the organism in Eukaryota, Metazoa, Arthropoda, Insecta, Lepidoptera, Crambidae. The record is from the annotation of a GenBank genome assembly.
ACAGUCUGCCGCGCGGCAGGUGAACUGGCGCACGUGUCGCGCGCGAAUUUAAAUUCGACAUUCGAACAUCGUGUGUUCCAAACUUUUACUUUCAAAGUUGCGUCACUGAUUACGAUUCUGUAAUCGAACCUAUUUUUUUUAUCGAGUGAUCGUGUCUGUAUAUGGAACGUAAGAGUUAUGGAAAUGAGUGUUGCGUGAAUAUGUUUACAUUAUUAUUAUUGUGAUCAAGAAGUGUUAAUUAUUUUUUUAAUCUUUAAACGUCAAUAAUUUUGUGUUUUUGUGUAACUGUCGGAUUCUACCCUCAAGGUUACAAACACUACAGAAAACCAUGUCUUCAUCUGAAGGUGGAUGCGUCAACAAAGCGUUUGAAGGUGCCGACGACGGGUUCCACACCAUCGAUUUGCGUACGAGUCGACGUGACGGCGGCUCCGAUCGGUUACAGUUGCCAGGUCCAGGAGAGGAAACUGAUGUCACAGACGGCGUCGACGCAGUCACUGUCAAGCACAGAACGCUGGAAUGUGGAUGGGGCAUGUUCCGACCCAAGUGGUUACAGCGGUUUCGGACAGCCAAAUGGGCAUUGUUCUGGCUUUGCUGGGCGGGUGCGAUACAAGGUAAGUUAUAAUUACAAACAUUCUGUAAUAUGGAAACUCUGAGUAAAACAUUGUCAAACGAAUGUCUGAAUUCCAUUCCAAAAGUUGAAGAAUUUAAUGGUAUUGCUGAAAAUGCAGUUAAGAUAACUGCAUAGCUACACUGACAUCGAUUUCCUUGACAUUCGAUUGGAUCCGGAACGAAGCAAAUUAGUAACACGAUAGGUCUACUGAUUGCGCUCAAACCAAUCAUACUUCAAAGUGGUAGUCGUAGUGUCCAGCAAUAAUUAAAUACCUCGUUAUACGUUUUUAUAUUUAAGAAAAUAAUAAUCUCAAUAUUGCCAAUAUACACAUAAAAUUAAAAUCAUUAUUUGGAACCGCAAAAAAAGUUUAGCAUGCGACAUUUUUUGAGUUUAUCUCUUCGAAGAAAUAGACAAAUACUGUGGGGAAAUUAAGUCCUAAACAAAAAAGAAAUUCCAUAUUUUAAUCCAAUAUUUUGGACGAUUUCGAUUUUGUUAGUUUGUGUCUCUUUGAAAUUGCAACGAAGCGUUGUUUGGUACGUUUUUGUAUGUAAAUUAUUGGGACAUAAGUAGUAAUACCUCAAAAACGCUAUAAAUUAUUUUAUUUUUUAUCAUUAUAUGGCUGAAGCUGCGGGUAACAGCUAUAUAGCCGUUACCCGCAGCUAUAUUUAAAGAAACGUUUCUUUGGAUAAGAUCAUGGUCAAGUUUGUUAAUUCUUACGUUCGUUAUUGCAGACUAUUUCCUUUAUACAUAAUUUUACAUGUUUCAACUUAACGUGUUAAAUCUUUCAAUCUUUUGAUCCACUUCCCGAUUUUCGAUUGAGCUGAAAUUUUGCAUGCAGAAUAUCUUGAGUGACAAUCGAGUGGAGGUUUUCUGUAUGUUAUUAAUUAAAUGAUAUACUCCCGACUUCAAUAGCAUUUUCUUGAUAAGUAUUAUUUAUCACUUUUUUAAAGUUUGGAGUUGGUUAUACUUUUUAUUUCAUGCUUUUUAGUGGUAUUGAUAUUUAAAAAUAAAAUAUAUAUAGCGAUAGUCUUAGAAUAGGACAUUUCGUUUAUUUGCUCGACAUAAUUUUUUCCAAUAAUCUAUAUUCAUAUUUUAAAGGAAAAUUUGGUUGCUUUUGCAUUGGCUCCGAAACUAUUGAACCAAUUUUAAAAUUCUUUCAUCUACGGGAAGCUAUAUAAUAAGCGGCGGACAUAGGCUAUAAUUUACGCAGGCGAAAUAGCAGGGAAACAGCUAGUUUGAUCGAAAUUGAUUCACAAUUCAAGAAGAAAUCGAUGAACGUAUCUAUCUACGACUUUUAAAAAAUAAUAUACAUCAAAGAGUUAAGUAUACAUACUCGUUGAACAGUAAAUCUUCCUUUCAGAAUUUGAAGGAAUUCUAAAUAAGCAAUCUUUUGUUUUUUAGCUAAAAUGGGCCAUUUCAUAACAUUCAUAUCAUCUUAAUAUUUAGGUGAUAACUGUUGGAAAGUAUAUUUUGUUUUGAUAUAAAUUUAAAACUGCUUAUUCUUUAUCGAUAAUAUUAAAUGGGAUCACAUUGAGUCAUCAAUCUCAGUCUAAUAAAAAUUUAGAAAAUCCGUCGAAUAUAUGUAUAAGCUCCCCCGUUGCGAUUUUGAAGUCGAUUAAAAAUGGAUUGUAUCUAAUCUGAUUAAUAAGUCGACAGCCAUAGGACCUCUGUUAUUAAACGAAGCAACCCCAAGUUUGGGCACGUUUGAUUGUCUUAACAAGGACUUUGGUCUAUGGUCCUGGGGCUGAUGAUGGGCCAGUAAAAUUGCCAUGGCAACUUUGUAAUUAAAUAACAUAAACCCAUCGAGUUCACUAGUUUUGAUUUGUUUAUACAAGACAUCUAAAAGUAUAAGAUAAUAAACAUCUAAAAAGAACCCGUUUUUUUAUAAUAAAAUUAAUAAUUUUGUAGAGUAGGACCAAACAUUAUGAGUUUCUAGAUACAUCGAAUAUUUGUUUAAGAAUACGCUCCCAGAUAAAAAUUGCACCUCUAAUAACAAAGUAAAUCAUACUAGUUGUAUAUACAUUUUAGCUGCUUAAUUUUUCUUUGACAAAUAUUAAGUCUUAGAAAAGGAUAGGAUUUUGUCUUACUCUUGUGUGUAGCCAGGCUUUUAUUCGUUUACGCAAUAAAAUCUUGUGUAACUAUCAUUGUAGUUAGUGCCAGAAUAAAUAUGCGUCAUAACCAUCUCAUGGCAACAUGAUCAUAUAGCGAGUUUAAACGAUCCAUCGAAAUUACUGUUAAAAAUACAAUGGAAAGUACGAAAGUUGCGUAAAAGUUUUAGUUGAAGGUAUUAUGAAAGUUACGUCAAACACUGACCUUAAAUGUUAUCUACACUAUAAAAAUAAUAUAAAUCUAAUAAAAAGGAACAAUAUAAUAGUAUAAUACCACACCGUUAAAAUAUUGAUUUAAUAUUUCAAUUGAAAAUGGAGGAAAGCGAUAAAAUUGGUCACAUUUGCGCGAACCUAACUCGUGAUCAUAAUUCGAGUGGAAAAAUGAAUUGUAAGCAUAUAAUUAGGAAAAUUGAAAGUCCUAACUUCAAUAAAUUAGACAUAAUAUUAAAUAACAACGAAUAUGUUUUAAAAUUGGCCGAAAAUUUGUAGUAAGAUUUCUAAAAAAGAUAUUAGUAAAAAAAUGCAAUUCUAUUUAGUCCAUCAGUCAGAUGAUAGAAAAAUAUUAGAUACGUAUUUUUUUUUUACUUCAAUUUAACAAGAAAUAGCUUAGAUAACAGGCAUUAAAGUUGAGGAGUGGGGGCUCGCUACGUCACAGUUGAGUAGAAAACGUACCCUAACGUGACAUCAUGCGAAAUUUCAACUCGAUGUAACGCCGUAAUUUUAUGAUUAC